CCCACCCCCACCGUCGGUCUGGCCGUCAGUCGCUCCGUGGCCGUUACCGUGGUUGGUGUCCGUUCGUGUCAUUUAACUCGCGCGCUCCACGACGUUCCUCGGGAUUUCUCUCGCGGCGAGAACUCGUACUCGCGAGUGAGAGAUCGAUCCUUUCGCGAUCUCUCGGCGACGGGUUCGCGCGAGCUACGUUAUUUUCGCGCUCGGAACCGAGUGUGUGUGUGUGUGUGCAGUGUGCCAGCGUGUCACAGUGUGUUGCGACGCUCGACGACUACGACGACGACGACGACGACGCCACCGCCACCGCCGCCGUCGCGCCGUCGAGAAGCGGGAAAAGAGAAAGAAGAAGCAGGAGUGUAGUAAAUAGAGUUCGUAGUAAUAGGAUCGUGCUACGUCGGAUACGUGUGCUCUCGAGGGAGGAAUCUUUCGGGUCAGUGUUUUACGACGACGCGGCAGAGGGACGCGACGCGGGUUUUUUCUACCUUACCGACCGAAAAAAAGAAAAAAAAAAGGAUAAGCCGCGCGUCACUCGUAUCGCGCGGAGCACAAAGGAAGGAGCGGGCACGGCCGCCGAGGAGAUCGGGUUGCCUCCUCGCUCGCCUCGUCACGUCGACUCGCGCGCGCGUCGUGCGUGACUCCGAAUGAACGCGACGACCAGCCUCACCUGACCCGGCGGACCCGGGGCGGCGCGAGGAGGAAGAGAGAGGAGAGGAGAGGGAGGGAGGCCGCUACCGAGCAUUGCCCGCGCGCGCGCGCGGGCACGCACGAGUGUACACUUAGGCGACCGAUGAGACGGUAGUGACGGAUGGAUUGGUGGCGACCGCCGAUGGAUUUUCGGCGGGAAAUCGGGCUGUCGCGAGUCACGUCCGCGUACGCGUCGCACCAGCGAAACGUAGCAGCACGUCGUCGAAGCGGCGGCACGACGACGACACGUCAUCACCGAGAGUGCCGAUCGUCGUCUUCUUCGUAGCGGACGACGCGUGAUCCGAACGAGAGAGAGAAAGAGAGAGAGAGAGAGAGAGGGCAGUCCACCUCUCUCUGUUAUCGGUUGUUGUUUGCUGUGCCGUUUGUUGCGUUCUUUUUUUUCUUCUAUUACCGCUGUCGUGUCGGAAUAAGUGUGCCGCGGCUGACAUGACGCAUCUCCUCCACUUUUGAAAAGGCGUUCCGAGAGAGAGAGAGAGAGAAAGAGAAAAUCACCACGUCUCCCGCCAGUCAGCGUGACACGUCGCUGUCGCUCGGAUAUCGUCGCGUGUACCUUUGUCGACGCAUCGAGCGGGAAAUCACGCAGGAGAAAGGAUGUAUCCUAGCGCCGGAAUUAACGCGGCCGCUGUGGCCGCCGCUGCUGCCAGGCAUCCGGGUCCACCGCAGCCCGGGCAGCCAUUCAAAUUUUCGGUCGGCGAGUCCUGCGAUCGUAUCAAGGAGGAGUUCAACUUUUUGCAAGCCCAAUACCACAGCCUUAAAUUGGAGUGCGAGAAACUGGCCAGUGAAAAAAUAGAGAUACAGAGGCAUUACGUGAUGUAUUACGAGAUGUCGUACGGGCUUAAUGUGGAGAUGCACAAACAGACGGAAAUAGCGAAGAGGCUGAAUGCCAUUGUCGUACAGAUUCUGCCGUUUCUCUCGCAGGAGCAUCAGCAGCAAGUCGCUUCGGCGCUCGACAGAGCCAAACAAGUGACCAUGACCGAGCUGAACACUAUUAUCGGGCAACAGAGGCCCGAUCUGCCGAGACUUCUGCAGCAAAUGCACGCCCAGCAACUGCCACCGGGUGCAGCGAUGGGACCGCAUCCGGGUAUACCUGGACUUCCUGGAUUGGGCCCAGGCGCGGGUAUACCAGUACCAACCUCGGCAUCCGCGGCGCUUCUCGGUUUAGGCCUUCCUCCGGGAGCGGCUGCCACCCCUGGAGGCACGGCCGGGCAUCCGCUAUCAAUGCUGACGAAACCGGAACUUCAUCGCGGUCAACCCGAUGAUCUCAAACCCAACGGUGGUCUCAAUCCAGCCGAGGAGAGGCAUAGAAACUCGAUAUCACCGGCGGAACGAGAGAAGUACAGGCCGCGUAGCACCCCCGAUUCGCAGCAUGAGCAUAUACUGGCGAAGAAGCUGAAGAAGGAACAGGACAAGGAUAUAGGCCAUCAAAGCGAUGGUGAAAAGAGCGACCAAGACCUGGUGGUUGACGACGCGAGCGAGGGUCCAACCAGCCCAGCGGCGAAUGGUACGGCGUCGCCGCGGGAGAAUGGUCUCGACAAGUUGGGCCCGUCCUCGGUACCUCUGAGCGGUCAGGUGAAGAAGGAGGUACCGCCACCGUCACCUAGAAGCGGCACCAGCAGCAACGCGAGCACACCUUCGGCUAAGAAGAUGGAAGAGCGCGAGAAACCAACGACACCGAUCUCGAAACCUGUUACACCGACGUCGGCAGGUAGCAGUUCCGGUUCUGGUGGCCUGAAACCAUCGAGCUCCAGCAAACCGUUGGUCUCGGCGUCGGUGGUCGGUCCUUAUCCGCCGCACUAUCCGCCACCACAUCAUCCCCCCACGGGACCUCACGUGGACAUGUUAGGCUAUCCCCCCGCGGCGCUCAACGGUGGUUACCCCACGAGACCACCCCUUCAGCAGCUUUACGAUCCUCACGGUAGCAUGAGAGCGCCGCUCGGACCGAUCAUUCCACCCGGUGGUAAACCCAGUGCGUACAGUUUCCACGUGUCUAGCGAAGGUCAGAUGCAGCCGGUGCCGUUCCCGCAGGACGCGCUCAUUGGCCCGGGCAUUCCGCGUCACGCGCGUCAAAUAAACACGCUAACUCACGGUGAGGUAGUCUGUGCCGUGACAAUCUCCAAUCCGACCAAGUAUGUUUACACCGGCGGAAAGGGCUGCGUUAAGGUGUGGGACAUCAGUCAGGGUGGCAGUGCUAGCGCGAAACCCGUCUCUCAGCUCGAUUGUCUGCAACGGGACAACUAUAUCAGAUCGGUGAAACUGUUGCCUGACGGAAGAACUCUGAUUGUGGGCGGCGAGGCGAGUAAUCUUAGCAUCUGGGACCUGGCGAGUCCGACACCGAGAAUCAAAGCCGAACUGACCUCUUCGGCACCAGCGUGUUACGCCCUAGCCAUCUCGCCGGACUCCAAAGUUUGCUUUAGCUGUUGCAGCGACGGCAACAUUGCCGUAUGGGAUUUGCAAAAUCAAACAUUGGUUAGACAAUUCCAAGGUCACACGGAUGGUGCUUCGUGUAUCGACAUCUCUGCCGAUGGCUCAAAACUAUGGACAGGUGGCCUCGACAACACAGUGCGUUCUUGGGACCUUAGGGAAGGCAGGCAACUACAGCAACACGAUUUCACGUCACAAAUAUUCUCUUUGGGAUACUGCCCGACCGGUGAAUGGUUAGCCGUGGGUAUGGAGAACUCUAACGUCGAAGUGCUACACGCAACGAAACCCGACAAGUAUCAAUUACAUCUCCACGAAUCUUGUGUACUGUCGUUACGUUUCGCUUCGUGCGGCAAAUGGUUCGUCUCUACCGGCAAGGACAAUUUACUUAAUGCAUGGCGCACGCCAUAUGGUGCCUCGAUUUUCCAGUCGAAAGAGUCGUCUUCGGUGCUUAGCUGCGAUAUUUCUACGGAUGACAAGUACAUCGUGACCGGAUCCGGUGACAAGAAAGCCACCGUCUACGAAGUGAUGUAUUGAGCCACAUAUUGGCUUCACGAUACACUUCGAUAUACAACAUCUAUUGAAGAUCUACGUGACGUUAAGUGUGAUUGACUUAUGACGGAGGAAUUGAAAACAGAAAAUUAAUUUUUUUUACUCUUUAAAUGUGACUUCAAGCAGUUAUACGGCGAGCUAUCAAGUUUAAUAACAAUUGACAAGACUUGGUCAGUGUACUACGGUCGCUACAUUGGAAACCGAAUUAAAUUCCACAUUUCUGUAAUCACAAAAAAAAACUAAAUUAUAUCCGAGGGAUAGCAUUCAAAUUAUGGGGUUAUAAAUAUAUAUAAAGAUUACAGAAUUUAGCUGUAUAAGAGAUUGUAUAGAGCCUAUAAUCGUAAGUAGGAUGAAGCGAAUGGAAUAGAGAGUGAAAGAGCGAGAGAAACAAGUGCGUGUGAGUACCCUCCGUCUGUAUUUAAUGUGGGAGGCGAUAAUAAGGUCGCUUGUGUAAUAUGUUACUGAUGUAAUAUAGAAUCUUUAUAAUUAGGUCUUUUUGCAUGUGAUCGUGAAAGAAAUGGAGCGAAGAAUCGAGCGCAUUUCGUCGGGCAGGUGAUCGUUCUCUUGCGAUAAUGCUGCAACAACGAAACGAACGCCACGGCGAAAUAUUUGAAUACGUACAGAAUGCUGAUCUAGUGUUGUAGACUUGUCAAAGUAGGGAUGUAUGUUGUGUCGCAGAAUUAUACAUAAUAUAUUGAGCACACAUGUAGGCAGAAUGUUUACGUCAUGUAGCGGAAAACUGUAGGGCUAUGAAGAAAACCGAUAAGUAUCGAUCACGCUAACAUUGUUGAAUGUACGCGACGUUGCGUACGUUCGGUAUCGAAGCCAGCGAUGUGAUCUUUGACAUUUCUACCACCGACAAGAGGAAUAAUUUGUACUUAUUCAUUUUCAGUUUUAAAUACAAUUCUUUUGUAAUUAUAUGGCACUGUUGCGUCUGCCGUUAAGACUUUAUUGUAAUUGAGAUUUUAUAAAACGUGUCGAAGGACGGUGAUAAAACAAAGAAAAAAAAAACAGGAAGAGAGAGCGAAAGAUACUUUUCAAUCUUUUGCAGUAAUUAUGAAACUGGCUUUCAUACGCCUAUUACGAGCGGUAUCGAAUACAAAUAGGAACCCUAUAAGUUACGCGCCGAAUGCGCACCGGAUACUUGAUACAAUUGUACAUUGUUUGCGAGUCUUGACUGCCAUAAUAGGCAUAUACAUACUACGCACACGCAUAUACGCGUAAACAAACACGAGCGAGCGGACCACGUUCGUGGGCGGAUUUUGCAAAAUAUUCGAUAAAGUAUUUUUGUGACUAUUCAUCGUGAGAUCCUAGGCUUAACCAUCGAGCAAAAACCGGUCGUGCGUGAUCGACCACGCGCGCGUCUGCAUCGACGACUGCAGAGACGGGACGAUAAUGUAAAAUGAGGCGAAACACUUGAAUUCUUACACCGCCCCUUCGGUGCAGAUUACAAAACCGGAGGUGUGUGCAUCUGGACUUUUUAGGGUACUAGCUAGCGCAUUAUUAUUCGGAGGCCGUAUGGUGAAAGCGGAUGAUGCGUAAUCGAGAUUUAUAUUUUGUUACAGGAAGGCACAUACAUACAUACACACAUACAUACACGUUGACAUCCGCUGUGACCGUCCGAAACUCAACGCCACGAUAAUACCUGCCGCGAUAACAACUUUGCAUUGUAACGUGAUCAGCAUUCACGCGCGUGGUUGCGGUGCUACGGCACAACGAACCAGAUGAAUGGAUCCACGAUUUUGGACGAUCACAGCCCCGUUCGUAUAGACCAAUAGAAACAACGAUACCUCAAGAAGACUCAAUAGUUAAUUAUCUCUAACUCAUCGACUUGUACAGAAUCGAUAUUCUUUUACAGUUGAAUAACACACGCACCGUGAAAAAGAAAGCAUUACGCGAGACAAAAGAAAAAGAAUCGCAUAACCGCGACAAUGAUCGUACCCCGCCUCUCCCCCAUCCCGCCCCCCCCUUUCCUUUCCUAUCCGAGACCAUACGUGAUACGUUGAAUUGCGUCUCCGUGCUCGCAUUUUGCACUCCGAAAGCGUACGAAAGCCGCCGUGGGAGAGAAUAUACGUUCGUAAUAAACGGAAGACAGGCAGCGUUAAUCUUUUUCCAAGCACUGUUCAAGUUGUUCCUAUAGCUACGCGAAAAUUGUUUCUUUCGGCAAUUAAAUCCUCUAUAUCUAUA
This is a messenger RNA of Monomorium pharaonis (pharaoh ant), 5859 nucleotides long. Its product is annotated as protein groucho. Gene Ontology annotation, molecular function: protein binding; transcription corepressor activity. Gene Ontology annotation, cellular component: nucleus; transcription regulator complex. The transcript has 13 exons. Gene Ontology annotation, biological process: regulation of DNA-templated transcription; negative regulation of canonical Wnt signaling pathway. The coding region runs from base 1294 to 3657 and encodes 787 amino acids. Lineage: Eukaryota; Metazoa; Arthropoda; Insecta; Hymenoptera; Formicidae. The record is from RefSeq and is a predicted model, not a curated record.